CUUGAGACACGGUAAAAGGUAAGACCCAUUUUUUACUUUGUAAUAAUUUUUAGUUUUGAGUACUACUCCUAACUUGCUCGUCUUUCAAAUGAUAGACAAAAGCAUCAGGCUGCUCUUGACUAUUACUUUCAUCCUUUACCCAACACAACCCUUCGCCGCAUUUCUGUUGUAAAAACACAUCCCUUUUGUAAUAAUUUAGUGCGUUGCAGGUAUUGAUUCAGAAAUUUAUUACACUGGACAAUCUUUUUAAUAGACUUAUUUGUAAGAAGUAUUGGGAAAUAGAGAACAGUCAUUAUGGCAGGAGCUCAAGCAGGACUCGCAGUUCUAAACCAGGCGAUAGAAACUGGAACGAAAGGUUGGUGCUCAGUAUAGUGGAAGAUUGCAAAUUAGAUUCCUCGGAGUGUCUUUUUAUAUGGAAGCUUAACACAAUGUUGAUAGUUGCUCGAGUAACACAGUUGCUGUCCGGGAUUUCAUUCCCAUAUAAAUAUCGAAUACCUAUUAAGAUACUGGAUUGACAGGUUCAUUUCAGGUACUGAGUAGAAAUACCGCAACAACAAUGUCAAAUCGCAAAGAUUUCUAGUGGUUGCGGCGAGUCUAAAUAGAUGCCAUUCGAGGCAGGUGGAAUUUUACUAAAGCUACAGAGCAUUCCAUGCCAUUAUGGAAAUGGAGACUCGUAAUAAACAUUUGUUUUAUUUGCUCUCGCUUGAUGCUACUUCGAGUUAAAGGGGUAACCUUGUGAGAAAGACUCUUGUUGUUUGAGUUAGUGACCAGGUCAAAUCAGAACAAAAUUGCUGAGAAAGCUUUGGAACGAGGCUUCAAGUUCGAGUUACAGGAGAGCUCGAAAUAGUUAGCUUUGAAAACAGUACUACUCCACAAAGUGAUAUAUCUUGAAUUGCUUUAAACGAAUGAUUGCGGUAUUCUGAAAAGAUAACGUCAAUAUUUUAUUAACUUUUCAAGUUUCUUAUCUACGCAUUUAUUUUUAAUAUUCUUAGCCUUGGACAGUAUCUCUGAUUAUUAUUAUGAGAACGAGGCAAUAAUUGCUUGGUGGAACGACUGGAAGGCAAGAGACCAAAGAGCUCACAUAGAGAAAACCUAUAAUAAUGGUCGCUUCUCCAGAGAAAAACGCACAUUAGGUUUGUUAUUUAGAUCUUAUCCUUAUUUUGUUCAGCUUCAAUGAGGAACUGAUCAUUCUUCGAUAAUUGAUAUUUAUGAAGUUAUUUCUCACGUCACAUAUGCAAUCAUAGCCACUGAUAAACUGUUACAAGUACGACAUUUUAAGUUUAUGAUUUAGUAGCUAGAGAUGGUGUCAGUUAAAGAAAUAUGCAUUAUGAAGAAACGACCGUAAGAAUCAAUCAGGCUCGCUCCUUUUAGUAUUUCCCGACGUAAAGUGUUGCGUCCGAUGUUGAAAAAACUCAUAAUAGCAGGAAGGUAAAAUUGACUUUGC
Messenger RNA from Pocillopora meandrina, 1444 nucleotides. The record is from the annotation of a GenBank genome assembly. NCBI's taxonomy places the organism in Eukaryota, Metazoa, Cnidaria, Anthozoa, Scleractinia, Pocilloporidae.